CUCGGAGUGACUUCCCUUGAUUGAAUACGGAAGUUAAAAAAGUACAUGAAAGUACAAUAUUUUCGUGACGUUUAUAUGCUCUGAAACAAAAUGACAGCUCUCAGUGAAGAAACAGCUACUAUUUUGAAGACUAGCGUGCUGAAUGAGCUCCGGCCUGCUUUGUGUCGAGAUCUGAACCCUGUGAUGCACUUUCCACAUCUGAAGUCAAAGUACAUUCUGAACAAAGAUGACGAGGAGAUAAUCAGCAGCAUACCCAUAAGUAGACAGAAGGUUGACAAGCUCAUUGAUAUUUUGGUACAGAAAGGGGAGAAAGGGUUUGAUGAGCUUGUACGUUCCAUAGUGAAGGAUAGAACCCAGCUGUUCCUGGCACAGAAACUCAACCAGGCAUAUGAGGAGAAGCAGAAAAGGCUCCAAGCAAUCGAAAUGGACCUGCGCCUUUCCCAGAGAGAAGACCAACAACGAUCUACUAGUAUGUCCCUGAGGCUUUCCCAGGGGCCUGUGGAACAUUGUAACAGCCCUGAACCCCUUGCCGAGCCUCCAAGUCUGAAACCAGUCUAUCCUCCACAGACUGGUUCACACGAGAAAAUAAAAUCUGGGGAGUUCAGAAGCUCUAUAUCUGACUUAGGAGUAGACACAGACAAGCUCCCAAAGCCAGUGAUGCCUUUAAUUGGUUUAUUGACAGAUAAGGAAAAAGAUGAGGAGUUAAAAAAGGCUGAGCAAUCUCUGAAAGAAGAUAGCUUUGACGAAGGAUCAGAUGAUUUUGAUAAGAAUAAGGUGGUGAUCAUUGAGGUAGUUGAUGGAAACGAGUCUAAAGCAUAGCAAUAUUUAUUUUGGUUUCAACAUAUCAACAUUAUGGUUACUGAACCCACAGCCUGAGUCAUUGAAAUUAAUCACAAGCUCUUUUUAUAGUGUUUUUAUAAUUUCAAUCACCAGAGUAGAUGGUGAAGUCACUGAUUUUUUGUAUAUUUUCAAGACAAAGUUCAAUAACUAGCAUGUGUAUAAAUGAAUAAUGUUGUAUUUUAUCGGCACA
Messenger RNA from Mya arenaria, 1030 nucleotides. RefSeq lists its product as uncharacterized. Gene Ontology annotation, biological process: positive regulation of extrinsic apoptotic signaling pathway; apoptotic process; adaptive immune response. The transcript is spliced from 5 exons. Gene Ontology annotation, cellular component: cytosol; CBM complex. NCBI's taxonomy places the organism in Eukaryota, Metazoa, Mollusca, Bivalvia, Myida, Myidae. Gene Ontology annotation, molecular function: kinase activator activity; NF-kappaB binding; transcription coactivator activity. The record is from RefSeq and is a predicted model, not a curated record. The coding region runs from base 91 to 819 and encodes 242 amino acids.